GAUUGGUUGAUUGCGCGUAUCAAAGCUGUACACCACCAACUUGGAGCGCCAGCUUCUUGAACGUCAUCAUCAUCGCCAGUCGAUUAACACAACGUCAGCCUCGUCAUCUUGCACAGCCAGCGUCAGAGCACCCGCUCCGUCAUAUUCGUCCGAUAGUCUGCAUAGACACCAUCCCCGGUUUCUGGACCUUCGACACGCGGGCUGCGCAUCCAUCCUGGCACUAUCGGCCUAAUUGACCUCUCUUCAGGCUACCUGCCUAGAUACCCUUCACCGACAAAGCGCGGCUCUUCACGGCCUUUCUCUAGGUCUGUGCUAUCGCGACGACCUCUGCUAAGCCCAAGCAAGCACAGGAACGGCCUGUAAAGCGAGCACAUAUCUUGCCUGUCCGCAAGACACAUCACACGUGCGCCCAGAGGCUCCUGAAACACCUCGUCAGUCGCCAGCAAGUCGUUCGCGAAUCACAAUCACUACAAGAUGGGACAGACACUAAGUGAACCGGUGGUGGAAAAGCAUACCCAAACCGGCGAGGAUGACACCUUGAUAUACGGAGUGUCGGAGAUGCAAGGAUGGAGAAUCAGCAUGGAGGAUGCCCACGCUACUAUACUCUCGCUGGACCCGUCUCUGAAGGGCGACGAGAAGGCAUCAUUCUUUGCAGUGUACGAUGGACACGGAGGCUCCACAGUGGCCAAAUACAGUGGUGAGACCGUCCACCAACGACUGGCAAAGACGGACGAAUUCCAGCGCGGUCAAUACGAAGCUGCCCUGAAACGCGCAUUCUUGGGCACUGAUGAGGACCUUAAGAGCAACAAGGAAUUCGCAUUCGAUCCAUCUGGCUGCACGGCUGUCGCUGCUCUUCUCGUCGCUGGUCCCCCGAGUCAGGGUCAAGAGACUGCAAAGCCAAACGUGCCACGCCGUAUCAUUGUCGCCAAUGCGGGAGACUCGCGAAGCAUCCUGAGCUACAAGGGCGAGGCCAAACCGAUGAGCUUUGAUCACAAACCGCAGAACAAGAACGAGCUUUCUCGCAUCAAUAUGGCUGGCGGCUUCGUCGAAUUCGGUCGCGUGAAUGGCAAUUUGGCGCUUUCCCGAGCCAUUGGAGACUUUGAAUUCAAGCAAAAUUACUCGCUGCCCCCUGAGGAGCAGAUCGUCACAGCGGACCCAGAGAUCAUCUCGCAUGAUGUGGACGGAGAGGAAGAAUUCUUGGUGCUGGCUUGCGACGGAAUCUGGGACUGUCUCAGCAGCCAGGAAGUGGCAGAUUUCGUAAGAAGGCGCAUCGCCGAAGGCAAAGAGCUCAAAGACAUUUGCGAGGAGGCCAUGGAUAGAUGCCUUGCACACGACCCGGAUGUUGGAGGUGUCGGCUGCGAUAAUGUGAGUGCGGGUAGAAUGAAUACGCCGAGUUGCGGGCAGGAUGAAUACGUCGAGUGGAGCACUGAAGAAUGCCUCCUCAUCUCGGGCCAGAUGACGAUCUGCGUCGUGGCACUUCUCGGUGGGCGUUCCAAGGAGGAAUGGUAUGCUUGGGUCAAGGACCGGGUCGAAAAGAAAAUUGGUUGGGACACGCCUCUAGAGCCGGCGGAUCCACUCAACACCCUCAACAGGUCAAACCAAGGUGGUGCUGGUAGCUCUGGCGGCGGUCUCUCCAUGGGGCGACUUGGCGCCAUGGGCGGUGGGUCUGUGUUGUCCGCUCUGGCUGGCGGCCUCAACGCUGGUGAUGACGAUGAUGAGCGACCUGGCUCCCUUAGACUCCCUGGUGGGCUUGCUGGGGCACUCGGCGGAGCGGGCAUCGUCUUUAGACCGGGGAAUCAAACCGACGAUGAUGGGGACGUCAUCUAUGAAGCACACGUUGUCAACUCGGACUCGGACGAGUCCGAAGAGUCGAACAACGCACCGAGUAGCAAGGACGCCGCCAAGAUCGAGGAACUGUCGGAGGCAGGCUCAGAUGAGGCAGAGAAGAGAAGUCAGCAAGGUCAAGAGGGCCGACCCGACCUGACUCAUCAACCCGAAAUCGUCGAAUCUCCCCAAGAAGGUGCCGCUGCUGCGUCUUCUGCCGGGAGCAAGACCGCCGCCGCCGCCGGUCAGGCUUCUGCUGCAAACGUGGAAGUUAGGCAAAGUACCGAAGGGACCGUCCAGGAGGACAAGGAUGCCAGCUCGACUUGAGCGGUAGAUAUCACCAACAGCUCUAGUAGCAACAGAAGCGCACUUACUGACAAGGGACCAAGAUAUCCACGGCCAAAUUCUCUGACGUUCCUCUAAAUUCACUUCUGGAUCUCUGCUGUGCGCUUCUUGAGCUGCUGCUUGUCCACCGCUUCUUUCUGUUUCAGCUUUUGCGAUUUACAUUGUUUCACCAAGGGCAAUAUCUUCAAUCUACAGGGGCAUGCAAUUCGAAAAAGGUUUUCAUGUCCAGGCGCAUCCGAGCUGAAGCCGUG
Messenger RNA from Ceraceosorus guamensis, 2420 nucleotides. Its product is annotated as PP2C-domain-containing protein. Gene Ontology annotation, molecular function: protein serine/threonine phosphatase activity; cation binding. The transcript has 5 exons. NCBI's taxonomy places the organism in Eukaryota, Fungi, Basidiomycota, Exobasidiomycetes, Ceraceosorales, Ceraceosoraceae. Bases 475 to 2151 code for a protein of 558 amino acids. The record is from RefSeq and is a predicted model, not a curated record. Gene Ontology annotation, biological process: protein dephosphorylation.